AUGGAAAAUGACGACCAACCGCUCGAAAAAGUCACAAUUAAAAAGGCAGUAUCAAAACUCAACCACCGUGCUCCAAGAACGCUACAGAAUUUGGGCAGAAGUUUGGAAAGAGUUGGGCAAAUAGUUACGACGCUAGAUCCAAGUAUCUUGGACAGAAUAACAUUUGAAAGUGAGAACUUAAAAGAGAGUUUUAGUGGGUCAUCUUCUAGAAGGCACAGCGAUGACGGUGGACGAGCUAAAAAGGAGUUUAGGGAAGAUGGCACAAGUUCUGAACCGCCUACAGCAGGCGUAACAAACUAUAACGCGUGGAAUGAUCUCGCAAGUUCGACGUCCACUACACGAACUGAGUUGAGUGUGUCGGACGGACAUGUGGAUGAAGAGAUUCUAAUACGUCGUCGUAGUCACGACUCGGCGUUACCAACCACGCCUAUACACAAGUCAGCAUGGAGGUCGACUGACAGCCUUGCGCCUGAUUCGGCCUUUGGUACAUCGUUGGCUGAUAUAAUGGAAAGUCCCGCUAAUAAGAGCGACGAAGCGUUAGCAGAAAUGGACCAAAACUGGUACACAAAAUGGCGUCGGAAAUGGCUUGAUAUUUAUGAAUAUGAGCACUCGAGAAUCGAACCGGAACCAUCCUUCUUCGUUUCGACGGAGAAGCCGGGCGUUAAGAGAGAAGAACAGUUUUUAGUGAAGGACAGAUACACACAGUUCUCACCCGCACAGCGCAGUCUUCUAGUCAUGCAAAUAUUGCUGCGAGCCAAAUACGACAAUACUGACACUAAGAUCACAAUAGUAAUGGGAGCAGUAUUAGGUACAAUAAUCUAUAGGAUAUCAAUGGUGUCGGUCAUCUAUGGGGGUAGUGGGUUCUUUUUAAAGCGACACGCCAAAAUUUUCACUGCCAUGACAGCUGCCUUGAUUAACUUGACGAUGAUAAUGAUUCUUACUAGGGCAUUUGUGAUAGCCUACACCAGCGAUUUCAUCCCCCGCAUGGUGUACAAAUACGUGUACUCGCCGGACAACACUCUCGCCGGUUACAUUGAUCACUCGUUGUCAUAC
Molecule: messenger RNA, 1053 nt
Organism: Brenthis ino (lesser marbled fritillary)
Lineage: Eukaryota; Metazoa; Arthropoda; Insecta; Lepidoptera; Nymphalidae
Source: the annotation of a GenBank genome assembly